GCGCGGUCUAUGGCGCUUGCGCAAUGUCCUAAAAAGAAACCCUUUAUCGGUUCGCCACUGAAUUUCUCUUAAUUCGCGAACGAUAAAUGUAAUAUUGAAUAAAAAACGCGACAAACAAACUAUUAGUAAUUUAAUAGAGUAAUCAGUUUAUCUUAUGGCACCUGUAGAAGACCAGGACAGCGGUAUGGAAUCACAAGAAGGGUCACAAGCAUUGGAGGAGGAACAAGAAGACACUAUCACAAGCAAGGAAAGCGAACCCACAAAACCCAGCAGGCGAGAAAUUGAAGAUUCAGAAGAGGACGAGCCGGACGAAACUUUAGUCGAACGAUUAUGGGGCUUGACGGAAAUGUUUCCCGAUUCCGUCAGAAAUCUUACUUCCACAGUAGCGUUUCAAACAAAGUGUGGAGUUAAAUCAGCAUAUAACUUUUCGAGGAAUGCAUUUUGGGUUGUAUUCAGCUCAUCAAUAAUCUUAUUUGCACCUGUGAUAUUUGAAGUAGAGAGGGCACAAAUGGAAGAAAUGCAACGCUCACAACAAAAACAGAUGUUAUUAGGACCCAAUUCAGCUAUUUCAGGAGGGGUCCCUCCCCCCAUUAUGCCAACACCCCAACGGUAAACCGAAAAGUGGGGUAAUACUAAUAGAUAGACUACAUUUUUCACUGAAAUACCUACCAAAAUACAUUGAUUGUAAAAUUAAAUGUAACUAUUACCAAAUUACAAUCACUUGUAUAUAAUUUAUGCAUUUUUCAUGCUGAUUUUAUGUUGAAUUGUUUAGAAUAAAAUUAGUU
Messenger RNA from Brassicogethes aeneus, 785 nucleotides. The record is from the annotation of a GenBank genome assembly. Lineage: Eukaryota; Metazoa; Arthropoda; Insecta; Coleoptera; Nitidulidae.